GCUUGACACCACCAGAUCAUCCUCUAGCAUGGCGUCGUCUUCGUCGUCCCUAGGCAGCGGCAAUGACGACGCUCGCUAUGCUUCAGACCUCACAGUCGACGAGUCGAAGCUGUCAGUUGGCGGCGAGCAGGCAGACGUCUAUCUACUGCAAUGGCUGGCAAAGCUCGAAGUCGCUUUGGCACGCAUACAGGAUGAUGCCGUCGUCGCAAAAGCACAACCAGCACUAGUCAAGACGCUCCUACGCAUCGUCUCACCACUCGCCUCCUCCAUCGAUACCGUCUCGCCCACCUCAUCAACACCGCCAGCCCCAGCGCAGCAAUGGCCUCGCCCUGGCCGACCAGCACGCCAUCUUCUUGCUCGCUGCCUCUUACUCCUCCUCAGGCGUGGCGACUCGCGCUCGCUCUAUGACAUAGGACAAACACUCCUCAAGAUAGCAGGCGAUGACGGCAAAGUCUCGAAGCUUACCUUCGACCGCGAGUCCAAGACGGCCGCUCUCUAUGUGCUAGGAGACAUCUUCGGGUCGCUCGGACAGCAGGUCAUGUCAUUGUUCGUUGACAUUGUCACCACGACACAGAGGAUCUUCAAGCCUACCAGUGCGCCAGUCAUUGUGCGAUACCAUGCGCUUGUGUGCCUGAACAAGGCGAUUCUUUGCGGCGGUAAAAGUCUGAGCGAUGUUGCUGCCAAGGAGGUCGUCAAGAGCUUGCGAUCCGGAUUGGCAGACAAGGCAGGAGCUGUCGUGAGGGGUUGCGCAGAUUGCAUCCUGUCUCUCUGCGAGCAUACAGACUUCAUCGCUAAUCGCUCAGACAUCGAGUCGAUUCUUGCAGCCGCAUUCAGGGACAUCGAGUCCAUCGACUAUGUCACACGCCGCGCCAUCGCUCGAAUGGCAGGCAGCCUUCUCGCUUCGACGCAGCGAGAAAACUCAGCGCCCCCACCGCCUGCUCCCAAGGCCAAGAAAAAGAAGGGCAAACGGGACGAUGGAGGCGAUGACUCGGAGGAGGAGGAAGCCAAUGCAGCCGCAGCAGCCGCAGCUCAACAUGCUGCCUCCACGGGGCCAGGAGGAGCCAUGUUGUCCCCUCAGAACAUGCUCGACCUCAUCGCUCAGCCCUUCUACCGCGCAGUGACGAAGAGAGGUCGAGUCGCUCUGCUAGACAUCUACGCUGCUACGCUCACCGCCCUCGGGAUAGCUUGGGUGCAAACCAACUACGCAACUGUACUCCGCCACCUUAUCGAUGACUUGCCAAACCACUCUCGCUCCACCGCGUCACGCGCAGAAGUCCUCACGCUGCGCUCCGGCGUCAAUCUCAUCCUUCGUCGGGUCAUUGGAGAGCGUAUGCUAGGCGAGCAAGACCAAGUGACCGCAGCUCAGGAGAUCUGCAACUCCUAUCUCAAGAGAUUUCCAGUCGUCAUGCCUGGCCAACCGCCGCCGCCCUCCAAGUACACCCUCGUCCUCGCCCUCGGCGAAGUGGCGGGACUUCUCCAUCAGCUUGGCAAUGCACCGCCGCAGAUCCUCGACGCUCUAUACGAUCCGCUGCUGCGCUGCUUGGCCCACCCGAGCCACUCGGUGCAGAUCAGUGCGGCGUGGUGUCUGCGUACGUUGUGCCACAUCUAUCCGGUCCAGCUAGCGAAGACAAUCCCUGCCCUUGUCGAGCUGCUGAACAAAGACCUCAAGACGCUCAACGGCGCAGGUGAAAGAGGAGGAGCCGAGGUCUCCAAGCGAGCAAUUGGUCACGCUCGGGGUCUCGCAGCUGUACUGAGCGUCAUUCCAUCACGCCCGCUCUACACGUCUUUCGAUGUCGGAUCGCAGGUGAUGGACAUGGCCAGCAGCUUGCUGAAGAGCUGCGGUGACCACUCUUGGUCAAUAGCGAGCGUCGAGAUCCAAGUAGCUUGGACAUUGCUCAGCGCGCUGAUGUCGCUCGGCCCUAAUUUCGUUCGGCCGCACAUGGACCAUCUCACUUUACUCUGGAGGAACGCUCUCCCUAAGCCAAACAACCUUAAUGGCGGCUCGUCUUCCUCAUCCGCCCCCUCGAGUCGAUCAGAAGCAGAAUGGGCGCUGAUGCUACACCUCCGAGAGAGCGCUCUAGGCUGCAUCCUCGCCUUCCUCUCUCAUAACGCUACGCCCCUUCUUAGCCUCGAAACGGCUCGCCGCCUCGUAGCCCUCCUGAGCAACACCCUCGCAUUUGUGGACAACUUCGCCUCUCAACAUCCGGGCCUAGCACAAGAGCAGAUCCCAGGCGCAGAACGGAGCCAACUCACCUUGCUAGACCGCGAACAUCUGCUGCGCCGCCGACUGUUCCAAUGCUUUGCCGCCCUCGCAACAAAUGCGGCCAUGGAACCACUGCAGGACUCGCUGAUAUCCGUCGCCCUGCACACUUUCGCCGAGCCGGAUAGAUACGUGGGGAGCGCAGCGCAGGCUGCCAUUGCGGCGAGUGCGGGCUCAUUCACUACCCUCUGGGCGAUGAGUGAUUCCUACGCUUUCGGCGUGACCAGCCUGCAACGAGACGACGAAACGUUCAUUGCCACGUCUGAGACGGAUCCCGAAACGCAGUCCGCCAUGGAGCGACGUCGAAAGACCUAUCCUGCCACAGAGGAGACGACUCGGCCCAAUCUGCUCAACAGGGAUAGCGUCGAGGUGCAAUUGGACGCCCUCUCCCGCCGUCCCGUUCUCGGAGCGGCCGAGCAUGACCCGCUUGUCCUCUUUGCGCGGUACGACCUUCCCACAGGCUCAGCGCCUCUUCCUCCUCCCCCUGCGACUGCUAUGGUCGACUCGGCUCUCGCGCUUUUUGCAGCUCUGCUGCCCUUCCAAAAGCGUCAUCUGCAAAUUUCGGCGUUCGAGACGUUGCUCACCUACUCGCGCAGCGCAAAGCUGGAGAAGAAUCCGGGGCGUCGUGCUGCGAUUCAGAUCAACGCAUGCGUAGCAUCUCUCGGCGCACUGCGAGUGGCCAUGUCCGGCUCGCUCGGCAUAAGUGGAGCCAAGCCGACGGGAUUCAACAAUGAUCGCCUCACCACAGCGCUGCGCGAGGUUCUGAAGGACGCGCUUCUCUACGGCGACUCCGUGCUGCGCUCCGUCAGCAGCCAGACGUAUGGCCGCCUCGCAGCGGUUGCGGGUUCGCAAGCAAUGAGCAGCCAAGUGCAGUUCCUCGUCGAUCAAGUCGUGUCCAACCGUGACCCUGAUGCGCGAGCAGGGUGCGCGUUGGCGUUCGGAGCCAUCUAUUCCGAAGUGGGCGGUCUCUCUGCUGGCCCGCUCACGAAGACAGUGGUCAACGUCCUGAUGAGCUUGAGCAGUGAUCCUCACCCGACGGUGCACUACGCCGCUCUACAGGCGCUGCGCCUCGUGAUCGACGCCGCUUCCCUCAGCUAUGCUCCCUACGUCAGCGGCACGCUAGGUAUGCUCGUCAAGCUCUCCAUGCAAGACACUCACGAGCCCGAGGGCGGAUCAGCCGGUUCGGUCAACCUUCGCGCCGACCUGCCGGCACAUCAAAUGAUCUGUCGCGUCGUCUCCGGCUUGGUGGGAGUGCUCGGACCAGACUUGCAAGAGAGCUCGAAAGUGCGCGGGUUGAUUCACGUGCUGCUCGACGAGAUGAGCAAAGAGAGGGACGAUGAUGGAGUAGUCGUGGAAGCGGCUAAGGCGCGUCAGCAUUAUUGCUUGUUCGUAGCUGCAGAGCAGAUGGAUCUUCCUGCCUGGGUUGCGCAGUUGACAGAGAACCUGCGGAACCGGAAGCGUCCGCGAAAGUUGGCGGCUGUGCACGGGCUUUACCAGCUGGUGCAGCGCCAGGCGUUGCUGGUGAGCAAGCUCGGAGGGGAUGGCCUCGUGGCAGACCUUUUCGCUCAACUGGAUAUCGAGCCGAGCAUGGAUGGGGUACGCGAGGUGUUGCUCAGCUGGCUGCGGCAGACGGCAGAGCUGAGCCCGGGGAGCUGGAUCGACCUUUGUCAGCGAAUCAUCAUUGGAGGUGUGCAGAAGGGAGGAAAUUCAGCCGCGCCGAAGGCUGGUGCUGAGAAGCAGAGAGGAGGACCGCAACUACAGGAUGAAGAGGCCGCCGGACUAGGCGUGGAAGACGAAGCGAGCAGUACGGUUGCUGCCCUUCAGGGUUCGCGUUGGCGCACCCGCCUCUUCGCCCUGCAAUGCCUUCACGAAGUGUUCGUCGUCGUGCGCCGCUCCGGCCACUUGGAGCACUUCGCCACUCCGCCGUCCCAACACAACGCCGACGGGGAGCGCAAGGCCCCCUCCCCCGCUGGCGCACCAUCGCAACGUCUCAUGAGCAGCCGCGUAGCCGACCUGAUCCGGAUGGCGUUCACGGCCAGCACAUCGGCAAACGACGAGAUCCGUCUUGCGGGUCUCGUGGUACUUCAAGAUGUCAUCGAGUCCUUCAAGCUUGCGCGCGACCCUGAAUUUGAGGAAGCACUGCUACUCGAGCAGCACCAAGCCCCCAUAGCUGCGGCACUCACGCCCGCCUUCUUGGCUGACUCAACGCCCGAGGUGCUCGCGGCGGCCAUUGGGGUAUGCGCUGUCUUCGUUGGCUCAGGUGUGGUGCGCGACGUCACCCGCAUGGGGCGUAUCCUCAAGCAGCUAGUUACAGCACUUCAGUCGUGUAGCAACAAUGGGGAAAUGCGAUCUCUUGGAGACGUCAAGGACCUUUCACCAAACGCGGCCGGCAUGCUGAAAAUUGCAACCUUCUCCGCCUGGAGCGAUCUAGCCGUCGCGGCGUACGCUGGUUCCCAGCCAUACCUCCUGCCCGUCGUUGAGCCUCACCUGAAUGGCGAGCUGGUGCCGUAUUGGGUUGCGAGCUUGAGGGAGUAUGCAAAGAUCAAGAUCGACCCGGACAGCUCUAGUGCUGGACUUGGGCUGGGAAUGGGCGGAGAUGGCUUUGUCGUAGUCAAUCCAAGUCUAGACUCCCAGUGGGCUGGUCUGGCACGGGAGGUCCUACUGCCGUACUACCAACAGAGCUGGGUCAAGAUGUUGCGUGCGCUUAGCGUAUUGAUGGACAAGGACAACACUGCAGUCUUCAAGGCACUGGACGGAGGCGAGGAUGCUGGCGCAUCGGCCUCCCGCAGCGAGCCGACGCUCAGCUUCUUUGUACUCUACGGUCUAGCGUUCGAAGCCCUCGCCUCCAGUGCAGGAGCGGCCGUGACUGGCAGCGCCGCCUCCUCCUCCUCGCGUACCCAGGAGACGACCCUCAUUUACCUCGCGGCGAUGCGCUCUCUCGCUCGCCCGCAAGUGGCGGGCACGGCCAUCAUACAGGACUCGACCUUCGGCGAGCUGGUCAACCUUUGCUUCCGUUUGACGAUGACAGAGAGCGCUGCUGUGCAGGGAGCCGUGCUCGAUCUCGUCGUAGGGCUGGCGAAGGCCUACGAUCAGCGGUUAUUCGACGGGUCCGAGGAGCCGGCAACCAACGGAGACAAGGGCUCAUCGACAGGCUCGACUCUUCCGAGCGCAGCGGAAAAGCUCACUUCACUCCUUCGGAUCAUCGUCUGCGCCAUCUCACGCGCGCCGCUACAGCCUGGCGCAACUACCGAGGAGAAGGCCCUCCUGCUUCGCUCGGGCUUUUCUGCUCUUCUGACUCUUGCCGACAUGCUGCCCCUCAACGCAGGCCGGGAAGACGUGUACUGCACCGCUUGGCAUCUCUACGCUGAGCUGUUGAGCGAUGAGCGACUCGCAGGUGGAGAGGCAGUGGUGGACAUCGUGCCGCUUACUCUGGCCUCGCUCAGGGAUCUGUGUCAACGCAGCGCGAGCCUUUCGACCCCAGGAGUGGGGAGAAGUACCCAUGGCUUGGUCUCACUCGCACUCAACAGCAUCGACGAUCUGAGGGGUCGUGCGGGCAAGGUGGCGACUGCUAAGACGCGCAAUUGCCUCAUGGCAUUGACAGUCAUCCUCACAAGCAUCGCCGGCGGUAUCGUACUGAGCAAACCGGUACUGGAGCAGGCGUGCUACCUUGUUGUGCACAAGAUGAGCACGCCUUUCCUCGAGGAACAAGACCAGCAGGACGAAGACGAUCAAGCGAUCAGCGCCGCUGCAGCUGAGGUUCCACUCACAGCGGCCAAUUGCGGGCGCUCAAUACUUGUAGCGGGUGCUACCGCCGCUACCACGCUCUGCGGCGAGAAGGCCGACGCGGCUCCGUCAUCAACGUGCUCUCUGGCGUACUGUGUCGGCCAGCUACUGCCAGGCUUCGUACACCUGGCCACUCUCCGGGCGGCAACGAGCGUGCAGCGAGCCAUCGCCCUCGAGAUCCUGAGAAGUUUUGCGGGCAUGUUCCCAUCUACCUCAAACGACGCUCCGCAAGCUCAGGACCUACGAGCAAGGCUCAUGGGUAUCGUCCUUCCCGCCUACUUGUGUCAGCUGCGCGACGAAGACGCUGACGACGGCAGCGAAGAGGGCAAAGACGAAAAGGAGAUAGCCGCAACGAGCGUUGCCCACCUCCUAGACUUGGCCUCACGUCAGCCAUCUGCCUUCCGUGAAGCGACGGCCCGCUUGCCUGCGGACGCGAGGGGGAAGCUGGAGAAGGCGAUCAGGGGUGCAAUUGCAGCUAGACAACAGCGAGGUGGCAGCGGUGGCGGGCAGACGGGUGGUAAUGCGGCGAGAAGAGGAGAUAAGACGGAAGGCGGUGAGGGAGGAGCGGGUAUCGCACUGAAGAGCUUCGCGUGAGCUGGGAAACGGUACCGGCCGAGAAGUGCGUUGAGCGGCAGGUGAUGCGCACAAUUGCCGACCCUUCAGUGACCCGUCUUAAUUUGAUACGAGUCUUCUCAUCCGCCGAAUGAACAGAUCGUCGAUCAUGGCACAUCCUUGGUCUAGAAUUCGACCCACUGCUCCUCUGUCACCCAU
Messenger RNA from Jaminaea rosea, 6814 nucleotides. RefSeq lists its product as hypothetical. Gene Ontology annotation, cellular component: membrane; endocytic vesicle; Golgi apparatus. NCBI's taxonomy places the organism in Eukaryota, Fungi, Basidiomycota, Exobasidiomycetes, Microstromatales. The transcript is spliced from 2 exons. The record is from RefSeq and is a predicted model, not a curated record. Gene Ontology annotation, biological process: retrograde transport, endosome to Golgi; intracellular protein localization; endocytosis. Bases 29 to 6637 code for a protein of 2202 amino acids.